Molecule: messenger RNA, 1613 nt
Organism: Linderina pennispora
Lineage: Eukaryota; Fungi; Kickxellomycota; Kickxellomycetes; Kickxellales; Kickxellaceae
Exons: 1
Coding region: 329-1477 (382 amino acids)
Biological process (GO): zinc ion transmembrane transport
Cellular component (GO): plasma membrane
Molecular function (GO): zinc ion transmembrane transporter activity
Source: RefSeq, a predicted model, not a curated record
CGUCUACAUAUCGGGUAACACUGGGCGGUUACCUCAUUUUAGCGCUUCGCGAAAGCCACAUUGGAGAACGGCAAAAAACAUUAUGCACAAAACUAAAACAAAAUGCGGGCUGCAUGGUGUGCGGGCUGCAUUCAAAUAGAAUCGGUCCCGCCGGUCCCGCUAACGCUUAGCCCCAAGCCAUCAAUGGUAUACCGCUUAUUUCCUCCUUCCUCCCACCUUCCUUUUCUUACGAACGACGCCUCUCACCUCUUCCUCCAUAUCGUUCUGUCCCCUAGUACUCGCUAACGAACAUCCUUUUUCUUCUUUUUUUACCUCUUAAUUGGCGCAAAUGGAUAUCGACUAUUCUAGUCCAGACGUUCUGUGCAGUUCAGAGACUGGCGCCAGCAGUGCCUGGGACAACGACUGGCACAUAGCUUCGCUGUUUAUAAUUAUUGGCACCAGCGCACUGGGCGUAUUUCUGCCCAUCAUUAGCCGGUCGCUGCCGCGAUUUGCCUUCCUGCCCGGACCGUUGCUGCAGUUCGGCCAGUUUUUCGGUGCAGGCGUCAUUAUUUCGACAGCGAUGAUACACAUAUUCCCUUCCGCCCACAGCGCACUGACCAACCCCUGUCUAGGUGACUUCGCCAGCCAGUAUGGUGCAUGGGCCAGCCUGUUCGCGAUGAUGGCCAUAUUCACCAUGCACAGCUUUGAGUGGUGGCUGUUUGAGGCUUGGUUGAACCGGUCGGCACACCAGCGGACGCCAAUGUCGGCAAUCGAGAGCGGGAAUGGCGUUGACGAUGAUAGCGUAAGCGAGCCGGUAUACCCUUUAUAUGCGCAUGGUUUCGACUCCCCCUGCUAUACCAUGCCGCCGCCCGUGCUGUCGCCAGCCAUCAACCCCUACGUGUUUAGCUCUGCAAACAUGACGCAAUCACUGGCCGCCGGCACAGGCGCGCCUUCAGUUUAUACGGUUCGCACGGGGUUUGCCUUGUCCCGAUAUGGUAAUUAUGCGGCGCUGGUGCAGUCGCGUCAGCACCUGGCCAUGAUGCAAAACGAUCGGCUGUCGCGCUACAUAUCCUCUGACCCACAGUUCCCGCUCUACACGCCAUCUAUGUGGCCAAUGCCACCAACCGGCAUGCAUACUAGCAAUGCGGCUAUGCACACGCAAGCAAAAUCGACACCAGAGCUAAUGCAUCGCAUGCAGCGGUCCAAUCGCACCUCCAAUGUCUCAUCAUCAGGCAAGCCGAGCAAUUCGUCCCGGGCCGUGUCGCUGCGGCCAAACUCUUUCACCAACCCGCUUCGUAGCAUUGCCUCCAAGACCCGCCGCAGUAGAGCUCGCAAGCAGCGCUGUCUGAGCAUGCCACGCCUAGCACCAACUACACUGGAGGCUGCGGUGCGUGGGGCCCUGCUGGAGCCAUUGCCGACAAAACGCGGUAGCGGCGUGAGUGGAUAUGUCGACAGCAUGCCUCAGCUGCCUCGCAGAGGGCCCUCGAUCGGACUAUGAAUAUAUGCAUCCUCCGCACCCAACAAGCAGCAAAUAUCCGGCGCCAGUCGUCGACAAACGGAUACGUCUGGAUACACCAGCAGCAGCUCCCAGCAGCACACCUUCACUGACCAGGCCACAGCGUUAUAGCACGAGU